Messenger RNA from Ichthyophthirius multifiliis, 1471 nucleotides. RefSeq names its product protein arginine n-methyltransferase, putative. Gene Ontology annotation, molecular function: protein-arginine N-methyltransferase activity. Lineage: Eukaryota; Ciliophora; Oligohymenophorea; Hymenostomatida. Gene Ontology annotation, cellular component: nucleus. Gene Ontology annotation, biological process: peptidyl-arginine methylation. The record is from RefSeq and is a predicted model, not a curated record. The transcript has 3 exons.
AUGGAAAAAAAAAAAGAUAAAUAAGAAAUAAAAGAUUCAUAAAGGUAAAAUCAAUAGUAUAAAAAUUCUCGAGGCACGAAUCUUAAAAUAAAAUAUUUAGAAAAAAAAAUAAUAAGAAACGAAUAAGAUAAUAACUUCAAUUUAUAAACAUGCUUCAAACAUUAAAACAUUCCUCAAAUAGAAGGCUAUGAAAGAAAUUCUGAAGAUUAUUAUUAUGAUAGUUAUUCACAUUUUAAUAUCCAUGAAGAAAUGUUAAAAGAUAAAGUAAGAACAAGAUGUUAUAUGAAUUCCAUAAUAAAAAACAAACAUUUAUUUGAAAAUAAAAUUGUAUUAGAUAUAGGUUGUGGGACAGGAAUUUUAAGUAUUUUUGCUGCCCAAGCAGGUGCUAAGCAUGUUUAUGGAGUCGAAAAUGCAAACAUAGCUAAACAUGCAAGAAAAAUAAUCGAAAAAAAUAAUUUAAAUCAUAAAAUUACUAUAAUUUAAGGUAAAAUAGAAGAAGUAGAAUUACCUGUACAAAAAGUAGAUAUUAUAAUUUCUGAAUGGAUUGGAUAUUUUCUUUUAUAUGAAUCUAUGUUAGAUUGUAUAUUAGAUGCCAGAGAUAAAUAUUUAAACUAAAACGGUCUUAUGUUUCCUGAUAAAGCAAUUAUGUGUGUUUCUAGUUUUUAAGACGAUAGUUUAUAUGAAUAAAGGUUUAAUUUUUGGAAUAAUGUAUAUAAUGUGGAUAUGUCUUGUAUUAAAUAAUGGGUUUUUAAAGAACCUUUAGUUGAAAUAAUAGAAGAACAAUGCAUAAAUAGUAGUUAAUGUGAUUUCAAAGAAUUUGAUUUAUAUACAGUAAAGAAAUCUGAUUUAGAUUUUGUUUCUAAUUAUUCUAUAAAUAUUAGAAAUGAUUCAUUUGUAUAAGGAUUAGUAGUUUGGUGGGAAGUCCAUUUUUAACACGGACAUACUCCAUUAAAAAUAUCUAGUAGUCCUUUCAAUACAGUAACACAUUGGAAGCAAACAAUAUUUUUUAUUAAUGAAGAAAAGAACUUUCUUUAAGUUUUUAAAGGAAAUAUUUUAAAAGGAAAAAUUGCAGUAUAAAAAAAUGAAAAUAAUAUCAGAGAUUUAGAUAUAAAAAUUUAAUUUAAAUUAAAUAAUUAAUAUAUUGAAUAUGAUAAAUCAUUUGUAUAUAAAUUGAAUUGAGUUAUUUAUUUUUAAAUAAAAAAAAAUUUUCAUUCUUAUUUUUUUCGGGUUUUUUUUACCAUUAAUAAGGCCAAUGUACUCUAUAUUUCUCUUCCAUUACUUAAGCAGGUUUCGGACAUUCUAAAUAAGGAUCUUCUUUUAAUUAUUUUUAAGUUGGUUUUUCAUCUAAAUAAUAAGAUCUAUUAUAUUUAAAUACUGUUGGACUUCUAUUUAUUUAAUAUUUUUUAUCAUAUUAAUCAUAUAUUUCAAAAGGCCCAAAUUUAUUAAGUAUUUUUUAUUCAUAUGCAAUAUC